This is a messenger RNA of Solanum pennellii, 933 nucleotides long. RefSeq names its product cytokinin riboside 5'-monophosphate phosphoribohydrolase LOG3. NCBI's taxonomy places the organism in Eukaryota, Viridiplantae, Streptophyta, Magnoliopsida, Solanales, Solanaceae. Gene Ontology annotation, biological process: cytokinin biosynthetic process. Gene Ontology annotation, cellular component: cytosol; nucleus. The record is from RefSeq and is a predicted model, not a curated record. The transcript is spliced from 6 exons. Gene Ontology annotation, molecular function: hydrolase activity, hydrolyzing N-glycosyl compounds. Bases 49 to 753 code for a protein of 234 amino acids.
UCAAUAUAUACACAAACAAAGCAACUACUCAACACACAUAUUAGAUAAAUGGAGAUUGAGAAGUUGGAGAAGGAAAUGAAGCAAUCAAAGUUCAAGAAAAUUUGUGUGUUUUGUGGGAGUAGUCCUGGCAAGAAAAGUAGCUAUAAAGAGGCUGCAGUUGAGCUUGGAGAAGAACUUGUAUCAAGAAAUAUAGACUUAGUUUAUGGAGGAGGAAGUAUUGGCUUGAUGGGAUUGGUUUCUCAAGCAGUCUACAGUGGCGGUCGACAUGUCCUUGGAGUGAUUCCAAGGACACUCAUGCCUAGAGAGAUAACUGGUGAAACAGUGGGAGAGGUUAAAGCAGUUGCAGAUAUGCACCAGAGGAAAGCAGAGAUGGCUAAACAUUCUGAUGCUUUUAUAGCUUUACCUGGUGGAUAUGGAACCCUAGAAGAACUUCUUGAAGUUAUAGCAUGGUCUCAACUCGGAAUUCAUGACAAACCGGUAGGACUAUUGAACGUUGAUGGUUACUAUAAUUCCCUUUUAGCAUUCAUUGACAAAGCAGUAGAGGAAGGUUUCAUCUGUCCUAACGCGCGUCAAAUCUUUGUAUCUGCCCCUACAGCCAACGAACUUAUGAAUAAACUCGAGGAGUACUCUCCAAGCCAAGAAAAUGUUGCUUCAAAACUUAAUUGGGAAAAAGAGGAGCUAGAAGAGUAUAUCCCUACACCAAAUGGAAGAUACCAUCAAGCUAGUUUAACUAACUAUAAUCCUCCAACAUAAAAUAUGAAGAAAAGAUUAAAUUUUUAGGGGAGAAAUUAAAAUUAGCAAUUUAUAAUAUAUAGUAUAAUUUAGACUGCAGAAAACAAGUGCUCAAACAAUAUUAUUUCUCAUGUUUGAGGAUUUUUCAAUUGACAUUGUAUCAUGGAAUAGGGAUAGUGUCAAUUCUCUUUUAUUUAUUUA